AUGUCUGUCGAGGUCAAAAGCAUAGACGAAAUUAACGGCUUAAACGACAGUCGUGAGCCGCCGGUCGUUUCGACGAUACCGAGUGUGAAAGUGACGGUUGAGAGAAAACCAUUUCUUCAACCGGAAGAUGAUCAGAGGUUACCGCAUACUGGUACCGCCCGUGCCAACAUAGCAGCUACGUACGAAAAGCCGUACGGAACGACAGAAGAUGGAUGGGCAAGACGGCACCAAGACAAAACAGUACUCCAGCAGCACUGCGAGUUCUUCGACUUCGACCACGACGGCGUAAUCUGGCCACAGGAUACAUUCCAGGGCUUCCGCCGGGUCGGCUUCGGGAUAUUCCUCUCCUUACUUUCAGUCUUCAUAAUCCACGCCAACUUCUCAUAUCCGACGGUAUCAGGGUGGCUGCCAGACCCAUUCUUCCGAGUGUUCAUCGCCAACAUACACAAGGACAAACACGGCAGCGAUACGGGAACGUUCGACACCGAGGGCCGGUUUAUACCGCAGCGAUUCGAAGAUGUUUUUGCCAAGUACGGUAAAGGCCGCGAUCAUCUGACUAUUUGGGAUGUCGUGGACUUGCUAAAGGGGCAGAGAUGCAUUAUGGAUCCUGUGGGGUGGUUUGGGGCUUUCUUUGAGUGGCUCGCGACGUACUUGAUGCUGUGGCCAGCGGACGGCAAGAUGAGGAAAGACGACAUUAGGGGCAUCUACGAUGGGAGUAUCUUCUAUACCCUUGCGAACCGGCGAGCGGCUAAGAAGUAGGUUUGAAUAUGAUUCAAUUACAGCGAAAGGAGGCUAGAGCGAGCGCUUGGAUCAUGG
Messenger RNA from Daldinia vernicosa, 816 nucleotides. Its product is annotated as Caleosin-domain-containing protein. The record is from RefSeq and is a predicted model, not a curated record. The coding region runs from base 1 to 759 and encodes 252 amino acids. Gene Ontology annotation, molecular function: calcium ion binding; monooxygenase activity. Lineage: Eukaryota; Fungi; Ascomycota; Sordariomycetes; Xylariales; Hypoxylaceae. The transcript has 4 exons.